AUGGUGCUUCGAUGGGUUGUUAAUGCCGGCCUUUUGGCCAUCCCCAUCGGAGGCACUGUAGGUGCUCUGAUGGGAAUCGAUGCGCACCGACAUGCGACAGGACAAGCGCCUCUUUUCAGCGGCGGCGGCGGUUCAGGGUCAGGCUCGGGCUCGGGCUCGGGCUCUGCUCCUCCUGGUGGCAGUGGUAGCACUACUCAUAAUGGAGUGAGCAACACAAUGUACUGCCCCAAGGAACCAUACGGAAUCACACCUUCCACAAAAGGACAAAGCUUCACAUUAAAUCCCAAUCCAUGGGGUGUGAGCACUGAUACAGUCGGAGCAUUAUGCAUGAACGUCACAACCUUCGAGAACGGAACAUACGCGACCAAGAACACAGCACCCGAGUUCUCCGUUACAUGGCAAUUCGACCCCGGUCCGUCGACCCAACCGGUCCACGCCUUCUCGAACGUGAUGGUUGACGAGGGGUUGCCCAUCUCUCUGGAGAAGAUUCAGCAUAUGAAUGUCGAUUUCCACUGGACGUACGGAGUAGGCAACACACCCGCUGAGGCGACCAACGAGGCGGAACUGACUGCCGCAUCUGUCAAUACGAACGUCGCUAUCGAUAUGUUCAUGAGUAACGAAGAGAAGGUAAAGGAUAGUUCCAGUUAUACACACGAAGUGAUGGUUUGGUUUGGGAAGUUCGGGCCCGCCGCGUACGUCAUUGGACAAGAUGCUGGCGUAGUUGCGACCAAAGAGCUGAAUGGAACUAUUUUCAACCUAUAUUCAGGCACGAACGGCAAGAACCAGCGGGUUCUGACGUGGCUUACGAGCGACUCUCCGAACGAUCCUCAGGCGAAGGGGAAAACUACGGAAACGUUCACCGGUGAUCUCUUACCUCUGAUCACCGAUCUAUACUCCAUGACUGGGGACGCUUACCCGUCAAAAUCCGACUACAUGGGUAUCUUCCAGUUCGGUACCGAGGCCUUCUCAUCAAGUACGAAUGUCACAUUUUGGGCACCCAAAUUCUCGGUAGAUAUGCGAUGA
Aspergillus fischeri NRRL 181 is the source of this 1023-nucleotide messenger RNA. RefSeq names its product glycoside hydrolase family 12 protein. Bases 1 to 1023 code for a protein of 340 amino acids. The transcript has 4 exons. The record is from RefSeq and is a predicted model, not a curated record. Gene Ontology annotation, molecular function: cellulase activity. Gene Ontology annotation, biological process: polysaccharide catabolic process. Lineage: Eukaryota; Fungi; Ascomycota; Eurotiomycetes; Eurotiales; Aspergillaceae.